CAAGCUACAAAAUUCUCUACUGAAGUGACACCGUGAUUAGCUCCCUUCAACAAGCACCAGACCAGCAGGGGCUAUAACUCUAACAUAGAAAGCUAUCUUGGUCUAUACGUCCGACUGUUUGUACUAUAAGGAAACACAACUUUAAAAGCAUGGGACGUCUGACCUUCACCCUGUGUCUGCUGCUGGCCACAACGCUGCUCGCGUCUGCUGAACAAAAAAGUUUUCGUGGCUUCCAGCUCGUGUUUGUUUACUCCCGUAACUUGGACGAUGUGAAAUUUCUGGGACAGCUGAGAGAUGACUACGUCAAUAUCGACUUCUGGAGAGAGGCUACCCCCGGGCAUAACGCCACCGUCAUGGUCCCUCCCACCCUGCUCAACAUAUUCAAGAACAAACUUGACCAGCAGGGGAUCAGCUACGUCAUCAUGGUCAACGAUGUCCAGAAAAUGGUGGACGCCGGCUCUGUGCGUACACCUGACGAGGAAGUGACAAAGAGAUGUCUGGAGUCUGGUACCAUAGGUGACCACACCAACUACCACACCUACGAGCAGAUCGUGUCGUUUCUUGAAGUACUCCAAAGCGCCUACCCUCGUCUCAUCAAUGUAUCCCACCUCAAGCACCAGACCCACGAGGGGAGGGCAGUCCACACGGUCAAGUUGUCAGGUGCCGCUAGAUCCCGCAAGAAAGCCAUUAUUAUUGAAGCUGGCAUGCACGCUCGAGAAUGGAUCUCACCCGCCACAGUAUUGUGGGUCAUAGAAAAGAACCGCAUGUGGAGAAAGAACAAACGUUACAUCAGCUCCAGAUGUACUGGCGUCGAUCUGAACAGAAACUUUAAAGCCAGGUGGGGAACCACCGGCAUCUCCACCAACUGUGCCAGCGACAUCUACCCCGGCACCGGACCUUUCUCCGAGCCUGAGACCGCCAACAUCAGAGACCUCUUCAACGGCAUCCGAUACAAAGUCCUCGCCUACCUGUCCGUGCAUGCAUACUCCCAGCUCCUCCUGGUCCCAUGGGGUUACACCAAAUAUUUGUCACUCCCACCCAACGCCGCUGAACUGAAUCGCGUGGCUUAUAAAAUGUGGAAGGCUCUGAAAGGCAAACACGGCUCUCAUUAUGAGUUCGGCACUGCCUGGGAAGUCCUCAACUACGCUGCCGCGGGCACCUCUAAAGACUGGGCCUUACGUCGCAGUAGAAACAUCUACUCCAUGUCCUUCGAGUUGAGACCAACGGAAGACAACCCCGUUGGUUUUCUCUUACCUCCCUCGGAGAUCGUCCCAACAGCCGAGGAGUUCUACGAAAGUCUCAGAGCCAUGGCUCCAGAGCUAAAGUGAAAUAUCACGUGAUCUGUUAUCGGAUAAAAACAUAAAUAGGGAGAAUAUUUUGUCGAUUCUUUUUAAAAAUUUAACUUAUAGCUCCGUCACUAGUCACGAUGGGUUUUAUUUGCUACGUUUUAAACUGGCAUCUACUAGUAUUAUUAUUAUUAUUGUGGUUGCGGAAGUUGCAACAAGGGAAACCAGAGUCGGAAAUCAUUUCACAUAAGGGGCUUAACUCCUGUUUGAUCUCGAAGUUGUCUCUCCAAGAUAGAUUUUAUGCGUCUACGACAAA
Physella acuta is the source of this 1602-nucleotide messenger RNA. Its product is annotated as carboxypeptidase B-like. Gene Ontology annotation, molecular function: metallocarboxypeptidase activity; zinc ion binding. Lineage: Eukaryota; Metazoa; Mollusca; Gastropoda; Physidae. The record is from RefSeq and is a predicted model, not a curated record. Gene Ontology annotation, biological process: proteolysis.